Messenger RNA from Nerophis ophidion (straightnose pipefish), 3135 nucleotides. It is a transcript of the gene gpr185b, whose product is annotated as G protein-coupled receptor 185 b. The coding region runs from base 136 to 1203 and encodes 355 amino acids. Gene Ontology annotation, cellular component: membrane. Gene Ontology annotation, molecular function: G protein-coupled receptor activity. Gene Ontology annotation, biological process: G protein-coupled receptor signaling pathway. NCBI's taxonomy places the organism in Eukaryota, Metazoa, Chordata, Actinopteri, Syngnathiformes, Syngnathidae. The record is from RefSeq and is a predicted model, not a curated record. The transcript has 2 exons.
GCCAAAUAACCAUGACAACGGAGCGGCAAGGCGCGCGCGGCUGACUGCGUGGAUAAAGAAAGAAGGAAAGAGGCGGAAUAGGAGAACGGACAUCGCUGCUUUCCUGCAGGGGACAACAACAAAACACCGGCUGCCAUGAUUCUCUCGCUGGCCGCGGCGGCAGCCAUGACCAGCGGUGGCGGUGACGGCCUCAACUCCUCGUCCGCACUCGAACUCAUCAGCUCGUCCACUUCCUGGGGUCUCUCCGAGGAGCUUUCCAACUCCUCAUCCGAGCCGGCGGUGCAGAUGACCCCCGACCUCCAGCCGGCUACCACCGCCGUGGCCGUCCAGGAGGUGAGCCCUUGGGACAUCGCGCUGUGUGUGACAGGUACGCUCAUUUCCUGCGAGAACACGCUGGUCAUCGCAGUGCUCUUCUACACGCCCACGCUGCGAGCGCCAAUGUUCGUCCUGAUCGGCUCGCUGGCGGUGGCUGACCUCCUGGCCGGUCUGGGCCUCAUCCUGAACUUUGUCUUCACCUACUUUGUGGACGGCUCCUUGGAGCUGGUGACUCUUCUGUCCGUGGGACUGUUGAUCUCGGCUUUCUCUGCCUCCGUCCUCAACAUCCUGGCCAUCACGGUGGACCGCUACCUGUCGCUCUACAACGCGCUGACCUACCACACGGAGCGGACGGUCACCUUUACCUACGUGAUGGUGGUCUUCAUCUGGCUGUCGUGCAUCACGCUGGGCCUGCUGCCGGCGCUCGGCUGGAACUGCUUGCGGGACGAGGCCAUGUGCAGCAUCUGCCGGCCGGUCACCAAACACAACGCCGUGGCACUGGCCGUCACCUUCUUACUGGUCUUCGCCCUGAUGAUGCAGCUCUACUUGCAGAUCUGCAAGAUCGCCUUCCGCCACGCGCAGCAGAUCGCCGUGCAGCACCAGUUUUUGGCUAUCUCAACCACCAAGGGUGUCUCCACGCUGUCGGUCAUCCUGUGUGCCUUCGGGGCAUGCUGGCUCCCCUUUGCCAUGUACUCCAUCGUGGCCGACUCCAGCUACCCCGCCAUAUAUACCUACGCCACUGUGCUCCCCGCCACCUGCUGCUCCGUCAUCAACCCCGUCAUCUACGCGUUCCGAAACCCGGACAUCCAGAAGUCGCUGUGGAUGGCGUGCUGCGGUUGCGUCCCGUCCAACAUUUCACUGAGACCCCGCGCCUCUAGCGAUGUGUAGCACGGACUAUACGCGUCUUUGAGGCGGGGAGGCAAGGAGCGUGGCAGCUGCUCCCCUCGGGGAAGAGGUCAGUGGUAGGACAGCGAGGACAGACGCCAACAUUGGCCUCGCUGGAAAAAACCUGAAGCACCGAGACCUCCCUGAGGCCUACCUCUCAGGAGUAGCAUCUCUGGGAAGGUUAAGACGGACCCUGACCUUGCUGGGAAAGUGCUGCAUGCUUAUGCAAUUAAAAGGUUAUGGAAUGCUGGUUUGAUCUGCAAUUCCAGUGAAUGACCUUGGCUAUCUUCUAUGAGCUAACAUGUUCUCUCCUGAUGGGUGGAAACAACGUUGUCCUUUAAUCUGAUGCAGAUACACCUAACUGGGAGGUUUUUGAUUGGAUGUCUUUGUCAUCUCCUUUCAAGCACAUUAUAGAAUUUUUUUCGAGAAAAAAAAACAACAGCACAAUCAGCAUUUUCCCAAAGGCAGGCAGAUGGAAAGCAUCCAUCCUAGAUAUGUGAGCCCCCACCCUUCCUCACAAAGACACCAGCCAGGGUGCACGUCGGGUGUUAUGAAACAGUGCGAGGGGGGAAAAACGUGUUUGGCUGCGCCGUGACUGCGAAAGCGGCAUUCAGAACCAAGGACAGCACCACUGCGGCGGUAUGUAGGGGAAGCUUCUAUGCUGUGGGGGCGGGGACUGCUGGUGAGAAGGGCGGAGGGAUGGAGGAUGGGUGGAGAGGCCUGUAAAGUAGGCUAGGCUCUUCUUCCUUUACAUCUCCACGAUGGCCUUUAGGAAGAAGAAAUACUUUCCCUUUGAUUUCUUACGACCUUUAUGACGAUGGAAAAUGCGCUCAUCACAGAAAGUUUUACGAUGCACAUACACUUUAAUUUUGAAGGCAGCCCCUUUGACUAUAUUGAUUAUCCAUUAGUCUGAGCUGGGAUGAGUACUUCCUAAUGCAGCGUUUCAUGUCACACUUUUAAAAUGCAUAAAGAUACAACUUCCAAAAAUGUACUCUGGAACAGAGAGAAGGUUCCUACCUAAGCCGAGGAAAUCUCUCAUUAGAAGAAAUUAAGCAAAGUGAAGUAAAAUACAUUGUGUUGUUUCGAACAAUUUUGGCCUAAUAACGUAUUUAUGAUGAUAUCAAUAAGGAUGCGGUGAUAUUGGCUUUGGGAAAAUGUUUGCUGGCUACCUUACAAAUACAAAAUAUAUCAGGUUGUUAAACAGGGACUCAUUUGACGCUUUUUAACCAAAUAACGACAACAGUAAGAAACCUAGCGAAAAAUCUCAUCCUAAACAUGGCAUUCGUCACUUCAACCACUUUUGUUGAAACUUUGCAAUCUUUUGUUGUUUGGUCUCACUUGAACAGGAAUAAUGUUCAUUUGCAAUAAUGUAACAACAAGUGUUUUGUGUGUGUUUGAAAAGUUAAACAAAUUGAGAUAGAGAGAACGAGCAAGCAUAAUUGAUAUUCUGCAGGACAAUCUCAUUUUCAAAGGUAUUGGAAUAUCGAAGGAGUAAAAAGAAUAUGGUGCAAAGCACCACUUUUUUAGUUGAAUAUGCUGCCACUGUGACUCAAAUACUGACAUGAGUUUGUGUCAUUCUUUUUUUUUUUUGACUAACUGCAAAACCUGUGAGGUGUUAGUGCAUUUGUCACAUGGUGAAAUACAAAAAAAUACAUUAUUUUUAAUCCUAAACAUAUUUUUACUCAAUCCAGAGAGGCCAGCAGGAAGAGCAUUUCAUGAUGAGCAUCAAUGAUGACAAGUUUUGCGUAGCCAUCAGCAUUCAGACAUGUUAGAUGGGGCGCACAGUUAAAUAUAUUGUCAACAUUUUUAAAGUUACUGUUAUCCAUGAUAGAGUGCUCAAUGCCGGGGUAGAGUGGAAUAUACAGGAAAAAACACAAAGGCUAUUUCAUCCCUACAAGCCUGUUUCACAGGUUUCCCUGCUCUUCAAGGGGAUUU